AUUAGAAAUAUACAAGGAAGCAUGCUUACUUCAGAUAUAUAUGAAAAUUGGCUUAGUGUCCAAGAUGAAAACUCUGUGCUUGGAAAAGUUUCUACCAUACAAAGUAUUCCAUUGAAUAUGCCACAACCAUACUUCCUCUUGCUCAACCAUCUUAUCCAUGAGUUUUUAAAACUUAAAACGUCUUCCAGGAAUGACCUAGACACUUACCUCUUAUCUCUCUGCACCUCCCCUCAUGUGCUGUGGGGUCUGACUUGCAGGAACUCAUUAUUUGGGAGGGACCUCUUCAAACAGAUGUCUUUUAUACAAAUCAUGAUUGACAAGAAUGUAGAUGUUUUGGGAGAUGAUGACACUACAAUUUGUAAGGAUAUUCAAAAGAGGUCUGAUGACCUUAAGAUGUCACUAAAUACUGCUGGUAAGUCACCUGUUAUGAAAAGGCCAUAGGUGGGCACAGUGGGAAAACCUCCAAUGCUAAUACUGAAGAAUUAAAGAUUUCAUCAGUUCCCUCUCAGGAGGAAGGUCCCACAUGUAAGAGAAGUUUUAAUUAGUCAUCAAAUGAAUGGAAGUAUGAUAUCAUUGCCUGAUUUCAUAAAUUUUUAAAUAUCAGAGCAGCAUUGGGGCAUAUCAUGAUAUUAGAGCAUGAGAAAAGGGUUUUUUUGAACAACAGUUUAAUUAAGUUAUAUAUGAAUUAUAUAUAUGUAUACAGACAGACACGCAUACAUACAUAUAUAUAUACACACACACUUACAUACAUGUAAAUACAUACAUGUAUGUAUGACAAUGACAAAAGGACUCCUUAUUUAGCCCCUGUAUGACUUUCAGAAUUUUUCCUCCUAUAUUUCUCACAUUUCUUCCCAUGGUCCAUAAGUUAUAUAAGAUAUCUUGGAUAUAAAAUUGUUUUUUUCAAAAAAAAACACUUAAAUCAAUUAUUUGAUUUAAAAAUCCAUUAAACAUACUACAAGACAGAACCAUGUGCCCACAAAUUAUUUAUCCUUGUGUAAAUACACGAAUGUUUGUUUAAUUCACUUUGAGAGAUAAUCUUGCCAAAUACUUAGCAUUUGCUAUAAAUUUUAAGCUGCACAGGAUCCAUUACAACACCUAUGUGAAGAAUAAUAAAGAUGCUAAAUAAAACAUACAUGGUUUAACAGGUAACACCAUUCAAAAUAAUUUUCUGUGUAAAGUUCAGGAAGUUCACUGAAAACGUAGUCUUAUCUGAAGUGGGGUGAAUCUAUCAUCUGAGAAUGUUUGUCUAAUGAAGACAUUUUAUGUUUCAUUUAGGAUGGGACAAUGAAAAAACUUCAACAUAUAAUGUUCCACAAAGGAACUAUUUGUUACAAACAUUUUCACUCACUAUACUUACUUUUAUGUUGUAUAUUAUAUAUAUGUAUCUACUGUAAUUAGUUUUAUUAAAGUGUAUUAUUGUUUAGCA
Molecule: messenger RNA, 1426 nt
Organism: Grammomys surdaster
Lineage: Eukaryota; Metazoa; Chordata; Mammalia; Rodentia; Muridae
Product: rho GTPase-activating protein 20-like
Exons: 3
Coding region: 22-441 (139 amino acids)
Biological process (GO): signal transduction
Molecular function (GO): GTPase activator activity
Source: RefSeq, a predicted model, not a curated record